AGCGCACGGCGCGAACAGCCAUUACGACGCACUCUUCUUCCACGGUCCACGGAUUCAUCGAAGCGCGGGAUUCGUUCGCAAUUCGUCGCGUCCACAAAAUUGUUUUCGUCAUUUGUAGCCGGCGUCCUCCUUCAUGAAACCCGCUUCACUUCCGCGUAACCAUCUCGGGUCUUAGACAGUGUGUGUUAAAUGUCAAGAACAGAUUCGGCCUGCUCAAGGGAUUUUAUACAAUGGUGUGCAGCUAACUUUUCUGCUCCCACAUUUCAUUGUUCUCCAUCACUGAUGAAGUGUCCUCCUUGGUUCACUGCUCGGUCAUCUUUGUUCUCAAUCGCCUCUUAACUCUCGUCGUACAUUUUAGCUGAGAGAGAGAGAGAGAGAGAGAGAAAGAGAAAGUAAGAGAGAGAGAGAGAGAGAGAGAGAACAGAGUAAAGAAGAAAGAAGUUUCUGAAGUGUCUAAGAUCUAAAAGAUAAGGCAUCGAACGAGUACUGCCGAAAAUGAGCGUCAUAAUCAGACUGCAAAAUCUGGCGUGGUCCGCCAACGCAUUGGACAUACGCCAAUUUUUCAGAGGUCUCAGCAUCCCGGAGGGAGGGGUCCAUAUUGUCGGCGGCGAAUUGGGAGAUGCGUUCAUCGCAUUUAGUACCGACGAAGACGCCCGCCAGGCGAUGAUGCACGAUGGCGGUAAGAUCAAGGAGAUGAAGAUCAAGCUGCUGUUGAGCUCGCGCGCUGAAAUGCAAAAAGUGAUCGAGGCCGCUCGACAGCAGACCUUAAGUUUGCAAUGCAUUAUGCAAACGGCGCCUGUAGCGGUGCCUCCGGCCGUAGUUCCUGGUAAGCAGCAGCCCGGUUCGCCAACGGACAGGAGGGAUAAGGAUAACGACAGCGAGAUCAGCAAGGAUCGGAAGGACAGGCGUGACCGUUCGAGAUCGCGGGACCGAUCGCGAUCGCGUGAUCGCGACCGCGACCGAGACCGUCGUGACCGGGAUCGCGGCAGAGAUCGACGACGCCGUGACCGCAGCAGGUCGCGCGAUCGUGAACGCGACAGGCGAGAUCGGCGACGUCGCCGGGAUCGGUCCAGGUCACGCGAUCGUACGAGGUCGCGCGACCGCGACUCGAAAAGGGGCUCCGCGAACGAUCGUCGCAAGGACACCGAGGAUGACAACAACGACGUCGUGUGCGUCGGCCAAUUUCACAAGGAUAAAGCAUCGGCGGCUGCGUCGAAAAAGCCGCUCGAGAACGGCAUAUGGGAGGUUCCGCCUCAAACGCAGAUGCAGGCUGCCCUGUUGGCACCCGGUAUUUUAGGCGCCGGCGUCGCCGCUCUGUCCCAGGACUCGGAGACUCAGCGUUCGGCCAUUGCCGGCUUUGGCACUUCCGUGAUAGGGCCGCAGCCGAUGCUGCAGUCGGGACAAUUCUCUAUAAACGGUCUCAACGGCGUUGGUAAUCUUAUGCAACCGCAUGUGCAGGCGCUCGGUCACACGGUGGGCAUAACACCGUUGACGCAGAAUCUAGGCACCGCGAGUCUACCUAGUCUGACUAGUCUGGGAACUCGUUCCAAGGAGCCAUGGAGUCAGAACGAGCAAAGCAGAUUGGACCAGACCGGACGAUUCUCCGGCAGAUCGAAUCAAUUCAAUAAUCAGGAAUAUGGCACGAGCAGCAGCUAUCGUGGCACCAGACCGAAUAAUGCUUUCCUGAGUAAAAUGCAGGAGCUCGAGGGUCGGCGUAAUCCGCAUGCGUUUCAGGCUGGCGCUUCCAAUUUCGGAAACUACGAGAACGAUCGUCAAACGUCCGUCAGGAAGUCCGGCAGCUCGAGAUUCUCCGAUAACAAGAGCAGCGGUAGCAGCGGCGGUCAUUGCGUAGAGGUACGCAACAUGCCAUUGACCACGACGUAUACGGAUUUACGUCACGCAUUUCAGGGUAUCUACAUCAGAAAGGACGGCAUGAAGAUAAUCAAUGAUAAUCACGGUAAUCGUGUAGGUAUCGCGUAUAUCAAGUUUGGUAAGGCCGAGGGUAAGGAACAAGCCCUAAGUCAAACGAGAUAUGUACGAAAUUCCGAAGUGGAGGUACUUCACUUGGACGAAAGUAUUUUUGACAAGGCAGUAAACUCUUAUUCGCCUGACAAGGAGGACGAUGGCGACGUGAGAAAUUCCAUGUGUAUUCUCUUGACUGAACUACCGUCCUUCACCAAAGAAAUGGACAUAGCUAAGCUGUUCCACGACUGGAAAAUCAACGAUCUCUUCAUCACCAAUACCAAGGAGUCCGGCACCAUCCAGUACAUGGCUUAUGUACAAUUCGCACGACUCGAGGAUGCCAAGUCGUCGUUGAACACGACACUGAAGAUCGGCAGCAAGCAGGUGACCGCGACCGCAAUCAGCGAGGAGAAGUUUGCGCAGGCGAAGCGCGAGCACGAGCAAGUGAGCAUGAACCAGACGGAUUGUAUUCUCAUGCGCGGUUUGCCGUUCCAGACAAUCGACCGCGACAUCUUCGACUUCUUCUCAGACAUUGGCAUCGUGCCGCUCUGCAUCCAUAUGAUGCUCAAUCAGCAGGGCAAACCAGCCGGCGAGUGUUUCUGCGAGUUCGACUCGGCCGAGAAGGCGGAACGCGCUAUCGCUAAGAACGGUCUGCCGCUCGGCAAGAACGUACCUACUAUUGAACUAGUACCACGCGCCAAGAUGCUCGAGACUCUCGGCAUGAUGGAGGCGCAGCAGCAGACGCAACAGCAACACUUCCCGCCGAUGGAGCAGCAUCAGAGACCACCACGCUUCUCCGCCGGUCCAUUGGGCCACAUGCCGCGGUUCGGCAAUACCGGUUUCGGACCCCGCUGCCCGCCCGGUUUGAUGGGCAUGCCGCGACAUAUGCUGGGUCGUCACCCGCCUUCUAUGGACUAUGUCGAAGGGUUCGGUAAACCUGGCUGUGUACUAUCGUUGGAAAAUGUACCGUUCAAAGCGGAUAUCAACGAGAUUAUCGAAUUCUUCGGUGACUUUGACGUUAAACGGGAAAAUGUAAUUCGCCGUUACAACGAGAGGGGCAUGCCGACCGGGGACGCGCGAGUGGCAUUCUCGUCACCUAGCGAAGCGCAACGAGCGCUCAAAGAACUCAAGCAUUGCAAGAUGCGAGAACGCACCAUAUACAUGAAGCUGGCGUGAGUUCCACCGCUCCGUCGUGGGCAGACUGACACUGAUACGUGAAGGGACAUCGCCAGUGACAUGUCUCAAGUGGGAACAAAUGCGUUCGGAAUACAAGGACGAAUGUAAUAUUUAAUAUCAGAAGAUGUGUCUUCGGUGAAUUAUUCUAAGAGACGGUUUUAUAUGAGAAUUCUUAAGCGCCACAGGGAUAAAGGACGCUUUGACAGAGGAGAACGUCUUCUUCGUGUAAAAAACCGUACUUCCCUAUUAAAGUGGCGCGAGAUUCCUUAGCGCGCCGAUAAACUUUAUCCAAGUGUACAUAAAACGCAUAGGUUUAAGAGUGAUUAAUUUUCUUCGUUCAAUCAUACUGAUUGCGAAAUGAUCACGCCCAAACUGUAUUUGUCCAUCGUUAUUGAAGAUAUUCAAUCGGUUAUUUUCCGUGCAUCGAGAACUGAGAUGAAGUUACAGGCGCGUUCAUAGUAUUAGAUGAUGAUUGGAAAAACGCACCCGCCGCUAAUGAUUCCUUGAAUGACAUUAGAGGGGAGCGUAGACCAAUCAUAGAAUUUUAUCAAAAAAAUAUGAACGAGCUUUUUGUAAAAUCAGUCUUCUAAAAGCUUAGCUUUUCCAUAAAACGCCGAAUCUUUGUAGACCGUCGUUUUACCCAAGCUUAGGCUUUUUGUAAAAAGGCUGAAUUUAUAAAAAAAUCUGCGAUAUAUACAUAAAUAUGAAAAAAUUUAUUUUGUUUCUUCUCAUUGUUAUUAUUUCGAAUACCAUUGCAAUACCAAAUAACGUCUUAGUUAUGGGAAUGGCGAAAGCAGAGUACAAAGUUAGUGGUUUGACCGGUUGCGUUUGCUUUAUGUUUCAUAUAAAAACAUUUGGACGAACGCGGGUCAAGUGACGAAGACAGGCAACAUGGUAGUAACAACAUGUUUCCUACAAGAGUAUAUGUACGUUACAUACAUUACAUAUCUUAUGUAAUAUACGUAAUAUACAUAUUUAUACUUUACACGAUAUAUAAAAUAUAUGUAUAUUACAUAUAUUAAAUGUACAUAGAUAGAGAUUAUGCAUCCGUCAUAAUCUUGCGCAUAAGUACGUCUACCGCACGUGUGGACUUGUGUAAAAUAAUUUAAGAGAAUGAAUGAUAUACGAAUAAAUUUAUAGAUGCGUACGAUCCACAGGCAUUGUCAUAAGUUUAUGUUACACAAUAAUGAACACACACAUUAAAGACUUCAAUAAAUUUUUAUC
This is a messenger RNA of Formica exsecta, 4362 nucleotides long. RefSeq lists its product as uncharacterized. The transcript has 4 exons. The record is from RefSeq and is a predicted model, not a curated record. Gene Ontology annotation, biological process: regulation of RNA splicing. Gene Ontology annotation, cellular component: ribonucleoprotein complex; nucleoplasm. Gene Ontology annotation, molecular function: RNA binding. Bases 496 to 3138 code for a protein of 880 amino acids. Lineage: Eukaryota; Metazoa; Arthropoda; Insecta; Hymenoptera; Formicidae.